Molecule: messenger RNA, 1475 nt
Organism: Poeciliopsis prolifica (blackstripe livebearer)
Lineage: Eukaryota; Metazoa; Chordata; Actinopteri; Cyprinodontiformes; Poeciliidae
Product: C-type mannose receptor 2-like
Exons: 5
Coding region: 99-1214 (371 amino acids)
Source: RefSeq, a predicted model, not a curated record
CAAACAUCUCGUCACAUUCUGAGCCACAGACAGUAAAGGAGACAAAACUGAGAAAAGAGACAAACUGCUGGAGGAAAAUAAUUCAUCUGACAGCAAAGAUGCAGUGGAGUCUGAUUCUGCUCUUCCUGAUGGGUCAGUGUUGCUUCAUUGACUGUCAGCUCUAUGAGUUUCACUACAUUAAAGAGGCAAAAACCUGGACUGAAGCUCAGCAGUACUGCAGAGAGAAACACACUGACCUGGUCACAGUGACUAACAUGAAGGACAUGAAGAGACUCAUCAACAUGUCAGAUGGAGAUAUAAAGGAAGCUUGGAUUGGUCUGUCUAAUCAAACACAUGGUACCAGAACAUGGUACUGGUCUCUGCCUGGACUGGAGUUCAAUGAAAGUGAAACAAAAUGGAAAGAAGGAGAACCGAAUGAUCAAGGAAACGAAGGACCUGAGAACUGUGUGAUUGUGGAUGAACAUAUCAAAUGGAUUGACAUCCAUUGCAAAACUCCAUAUAAUUUCCUCUGCUACAAUGAAACCAACACAACCCAUAAAUAUCACCUGAUUAAAGAGUUGAAGUCCUGGCUGGAAGCUCAGAAUUACUGCAGAGAGAAACACACAGACCUGAUCAGUGGAAUGAAGCAACUACAGGAUGAAGAAAUGAAGAAAUUGAUGAACUAUGGAUCUAUUCAGGUAUACUUUGGUCUGUUCAGAGACACCUGGAGGUGGUCAGAUGGAAGCAGUUUCUCUUUCAGACACUGGAAUCUACAGUUUAAUAAUGAGAGAAUCAAUAGUGGUCAAUGUGUCAUGACUGUGUUUAAUGAUGGAGGCAGAUGGAGGAAUAAGAACUGUGAUGAAAGAAAACCCUUCAUCUGUUAUGAUGAUAAAUCGAUCCUGAUCAAACAAAAGAUGAACUGGGAGGACGCCUUGUACUACUGCAGAGAUUAUCACCAUGACCUGGUCACCAUCACCAACAUGGACGAUCAGAGAUGGAUCCAGGAGAAAGUUAAGAACGCAUCGACUCCUUUUGUCUGGUUAGGUCUGCGCUACACCUGCACUCUGGAUUUGUGGUUCUGGGUCAGUGAUGAGGUGGUCAGCUAUCAGAACUGGGCUUCAGAUGAACCGAUGGACGACUGUGACAUGUCUGGAGCCAUGGAGACGGGAGGAGAUCAUCAGUGGAGGAAGAAAAAUGAUACUGAGACGUUUAAUUUCUUCUGUUCUAAAAAUUAAAAUCUUUUAUUUCAGUUUUGCCUUUUGCUACAUGCUUCAGUUGAAUUAAGGCAUUAAACAAUCCAAAUUUGUAUAUAAUAAUCAUUUACAACAAACUAUAAGCCUAAAUGUUACGUUUUAUGUGAGUUUUGCUUGGAAAACAGAUUUUCUUGAUAUCUUUCAAAACAAAACAUUAAGACCACACCUUGCGUUAAAAAUGUUUUUCCUUUAUUGGUCUGAUGUAAUGUUCUUAUCUUAAUUGUUUUGGUUAUUCUGGCUGUA